Molecule: messenger RNA, 861 nt
Organism: Coniosporium apollinis CBS 100218
Lineage: Eukaryota; Fungi; Ascomycota; Dothideomycetes
Exons: 3
Coding region: 1-861 (286 amino acids)
Biological process (GO): cellular response to misfolded protein; proteasome-mediated ubiquitin-dependent protein catabolic process; protein quality control for misfolded or incompletely synthesized proteins
Cellular component (GO): cytoplasm
Molecular function (GO): protein-folding chaperone binding; ubiquitin protein ligase activity
Source: RefSeq, a predicted model, not a curated record
AUGGCUCACAUCGCCGAACAGCUCAAGCAAAAGGGCAACGAGCAUUUCAAGAAGGGCGAAUGGCAGGAGGCAGAGGCAUGUUACAGCCAGGCGAUCCAGAAGAACAGCAGCAAUCCGCUCCUCUACACCAACCGGGCGAACGCGCGGCUGAAGCUGGAGCUAUGGCAGGAGGUCAUCGACGACUGCUUGAGGAGUAUCGAUCUGAUGAGGGAUAAUAUGAAGGCGUACUUUUAUUUGGCACAGGCACAGCUCGCCAUCAACCACCCAAAUGAAGCUCUCACCUCCGCCCUCACCGCCUACGAAAUGUGCGUCAACUCCAAGGGCCAAACCUCCUCCGCAGCCACAAUUUCGCAAGUCGUCCUGCGCAGCAAAAAAGCAAAAUGGGAAGCCCGCGAACGCGAGCGCCUGCGCAAGCAAAGCGCGCUGCUAGGCGAACUCGAAGAUAGCCUCGAGCGAUCUAAGAAGGCUGAUCUGGCGGACAUUGACGAGCGGGCAAGCCAAGGGGAGUUAGGCGCCGUGGCGGCGGAAGAGGAGCGCGCGGCUGUUGUUGAGGCUGCGGAGAGGAAAGUCGAGGAGUUGAGGAACACGUUUGCAUUGGCGGAUCCGAAGAACGUGGGGAAGAGGGAGGUACCGGAUUAUUUGGUGGAUAACAUCACGUUUGAGAUCAUGCAUGACCCUGUCAUCACCAAGAACGGGAACUCCUACGAACGCGCCACCAUCAUCGAGCAUCUCAAGCGGAGCCCCACAGACCCUUUGACGCGCGAGUCGCUUACUAUUGACGAGCUCCGGCCGAACAUUGCGUUGAGGCAGGCUUGCACAGAGCUGUUUGAGCAACAUCGAGGGUGGGUUUACGAUUGGUAA